AUGGAGCCCACGGGGAUCAGCAAGUCCUUAUCAGGCCUGGAGCUUGCCGUCGCCGCUGCUGAUGGUAACGGGUCCAACGACAACGGGAAGAACGCGACGAUGGAGAUAGCCCUCCCGGACACCACCAGCAACCACCCGGUGCACAGCGGAGACGGGGAAAUGCAGCAGAUGGAUGGGGUUGGUGUGGAGGAGGAGGGCGGCGGCGGGUCGUCGUCCCAGGGCCGCAACUACGUGCGGCUCACCCGUGAGCAGACUGACGUGCUGGAAGAAGCCUUUCAGGAGAACCAAAACCCAGAGACGAAGACGAAGAAGGAACUGGCUGGGAGAAUCAAUGUGUCACUGCAAAAGGUGCACGUUUGGUUCCAGACUCGCAGGGCAAGGUUCAACCAGAUGAAGCGCGGUGAAGAGCACAAGGAGGAAGUCAUCUCGCUGACAAACAAAGUCAGCUCACUGAACGAGCAACUCAGCUCGCAGAUUAAGACGAUCAUCUCACUGAACGAGCAAGCCAGCUCGCAGACUAAGACGAUCAUCUCACUGACCGGGCAAGUGAGCUCGCUGAGUGAGAAGGUCAUCUCACUGACGGGGCAAGUCAGCUCCCUGGCCGAGAAAGACAUCUCACUGUCCGAGAAAGUCACUUCAUUGACAGAGGAGAAGCACCACCUCGAGAGCGAGCUUGCGAAGCUCAAGGCGGCAGCGCCGCCUGUGGUACCACCACUACCUCUGCCGGCGUCGGCGCCGGCGCCGGCGCCAUUAGCCGACGAGGCCGCGUUUCUGCUACCGGUUCCGGGGCUGGUUCAGGCAUUUGUAGGACUGUGCCCUGAGUGUGCGAGCAACUUCAGAAACAUGAGAGGCGGAGGUGCUAGUGCUGCUGCUUCCACCAGUAGCGCUCCACCUCCGCCUUCCUCUUCUCCCAGGCUGUGCCCCGACAGCAGGAGCACCUUCAGAAACCUGGCAGCAGCGGUAGGUAGCCUUGCCCUGCGGCAGGCCGAGGCCGGUGCUGGUGCUAGCUAG
Molecule: messenger RNA, 1011 nt
Organism: Setaria italica (foxtail millet)
Lineage: Eukaryota; Viridiplantae; Streptophyta; Magnoliopsida; Poales; Poaceae
Product: homeobox-leucine zipper protein HOX3-like
Exons: 4
Coding region: 1-1011 (336 amino acids)
Molecular function (GO): DNA binding
Source: RefSeq, a predicted model, not a curated record